ACAUAUUUUUUUUCUUGCGCGUCGAGUUGUUCAAACGCGCAUGCUCCGUGCGAGCAAGGCUGCCUCACCUGUGAUGACAGGUUUUCUAAGCAGAAACGGAGGUGGACGGAUGUUGACAUGAAUGAUGAGCGACAAACCUGCCUCUGCAUUAACUGCAAACACCUGGACUAAAAGAAAAGAAGAGAAAAGAAAGGAGUAAACACCACAAGAUACUGUAGCUUUCAUCCCAUUCAUUUCAGUCGGCAUCCUUAGUCAAAAAGUAAAUUUAUGUCUACAGGGGCUCUGAUCCUACCAACAGCUAUGCAGGUGUACAUGGCAAUAAUAUGAGUGUGUAGAAAAGACCUGUUAAUAGCCCCCACUGGACUAUCUCCAAGGAAACCGAAACACCAAGGGGUUGCCUGGUCUUUAUGAAAUGUACGCUUCUAUCAUUGCUCUUCUGUGUUCAGAGAAAAGAACGUCAUUAUUUUCUGGGAGGAUUAUGCAAAGAGAUAUUAAUAGUUUGUUUGUUGUUGUUUUUUCAGAUACAUAUCCGACUUAUAACACUACUAGCAAUGGGAAGAUGCUGCAAAUGUAACAGUAGACUUCUGUGCCUGUGUCUCCUGCCCUGUAUGAUGACUGGUCAUCUUCUGAUUUAUAUUAUGGUGUCCAUAUUCAUCACUAUGUCUUACGCUCCUCCAAAGAUUAUAAUUCACUAUAUUGCACCGGGCUUUUCUCCUAAUUCCUCAUCUUUGGCCUCCCAUCCACUUAGCCCUUUCUGGAACCUUCGCUUGGAGGAUGGUGCAAUAUGGAACCAGUUGCAGCACGUUUGGGAUCGUCAGCACAAUCCGAUUCUGAGAAAAAACACAACGUGGAAGCCAAGCGCUCAGCUUUUAGCAGAGACUGAAGAUGCAUGUUCGGACUGUAUGUCAGACGCAUGUUCAGUCCCCCAUAAACACGACUUAAACAGCUUACCAGAACAAAUGAGGGCAUUUAUCCGGUCGAUGCACUGCAGGGAGUACCCCACCCUCAUCAAUCAGCCUGAUAUGUGUAGGAGGGGUGCCGAAAUCUACGGAGUGGACUCUCCAAUGCUUCUCAUGGCCAUUAAAUCCCAAGUUGGAAACUUUGAAAACAGACAGGCAAUCCGUGAAACAUGGGGACGCAGUGGCCUUGUUUUUGGGGAUACACAUAAGAAAGGGGAACUAGUUCAGACCGUCUUUUUGCUUGGAAGACAGGAUUCAAGUACAGGUCCGCACCCUGACCUGAAGAACCUCCUGGAGCUUGAGAACCAGAAGUAUGGCGAUAUUCUGCAGUGGGAUUUCAGAGACACUUUCUAUAAUCUGACCCUAAAAGACUUGCUGCUUUGGCGAUGGAUCCAGCAGUACUGCCCCACGGCCACUUUUAUUUUUAAAGGGGAUGAUGAUGUUUUUGUUCGAACGGACGCCCUGCUGGACUACCUGCACAAAAAGAGGGAAGAGCACCGACUGUGGAGGACAAACGACACUGAGAUGGAUUUGUUCGUUGGAGAUGUCAUCUAUAACGCAAUGCCACACCGUGAGCCGUCUGCCAAAUACUUCAUACCAGAAAGUUUCUACAAAGGCGUGUACCCGCCCUACGCUGGUGGAGGAGGGGUGGUGUAUUCCAGCUCAGUUGCAUUACGUCUGAAAGAAGUGUCCAAAAGGGUGCGCCUCUUCCCAAUUGAUGAUGUUUAUCUUGGCAUGUGCCUUCAGAGACUUGGGCUUUCGCCGAGCCAUCACCCAGGCUUUCUAACAUUUGAUCUUCCUGUAACAGACAGGGGCAAUCCCUGUGCCUACAGAUCUCUCAUGCUUGUUCACAGACGCACUCCCAACGAGAUGUUGACACUAUGGAAGCAGCUUCAAAAUCUGGCUGGUCAGUGCUGAAGCUUAUUUGCAAACCAAAUAGGAUUCAGUGAGUUUAGUACCAGAUUAAUGCAACCUCCAGACUAAUUUGAAAAAAUAUUUAUAUAUAUCUGCUUAUGGUAAGCAAACAAUGCACUGAUGAGGGCAACUACUCUCUGGAGGAUUAUUUUACUCUGAGGGAAGGAAUCUACCUCAAUGGUACAUUUAUUAUGAAAUAGAAAAAAGGGCAACAAUAUUUUAUUAAAUUUCUUUUCUGAUUACUCAGAGCAGCCUGCACAAUUUACACUUUUACAUUUUAAUGAAAACAUAGUACUUAACUCUUUAAUGUCGAAAAAGAAAACAGAUUAUUUUCAUUUGAAAACAGUAGGGUGUAAAAAAAUGGACAAAUUGAUACUUAAAUGUAAAAACAAGUUACAUUGUUUUUCAUGUAGUAAACUACACUUUUUAAUUUAAACAAGCAACAGAUAAAACCUGCAAAAUGUGCCCAUACUAUUCACUGUAAAUAUUUUAUUCCACUUUGUUGUCAAUUGCAAUACUCACAAAAUAAAAAGAAAAAAAAAUAAAUUAUAAGGGCCACAGUCAAACAGUAAAGUGCAGAAACGUUUUUUUUUUUUUUAAUUUACAAGAAUGUAAUUUUUUGUCGAUUUAUUUAGUUGGGAAGGUCUUUAAAGCCAAAACACUAAAACUACAGAAGCUUACAGCAGUUUUAUGACUCUGUAGCAUCUAUGACUGAUACAAAGAAAGCAGUUGGAAGUAUAAAUAUGUAAGAUACUGUACUAAGGAAAUCAUUAUUUUCUCUAUUUUAGAGUUUUCUCUUGGUUGAGGAAAUGUGUUUUUUAUCAUAUUUAUUUUUUUAAAAAUCAAAGUCUUAGUCACAGCUGUCUUUAUGGGUGGAUAUGGACCUGUCUGCAGGUGGAGAAUUCUCAAAUCUGUAUAGGACACACACAAAAUAUCAAGGUCGUAGAGUUUUAGGUAAACCAUAGUACAAAAUUGUUCUUGCACAUUUUUUCUAUGGGUAUGCUGCAGGCAACAGUUCAUAGCGAACACUUGAUAAGUAAGGGUAAGUAAGAGUAAAGUAGGUGAGACACAGGCAUGUCAUAAACAUUUUUCAUUAUUCCAAUCCGACAAAUCCUGCAGUCUGUACAAGGAGCUCACGUGUUCUGUUCUCGUUAUUUGUGCGGACUUCUUUUGGUGCAGCUUGACUGUCUGAAAUGAGGAAAUUAGACAAUCAGGGAGUAGUUUGUGUAGACAUCAGGCACUUGCGUAUCAUCUGUGAACCCUGUGAGUUUGUUUGCUCGUAAUCAGUGAAGAACGACUUGAGCGACUUGAGCGUGUCCAAAUUCAGGUCUCAAGGACUGGUGUCCUACAUGUUUUCUAACCAACCUACCAUGAAUGCUCUUUAUUGGCUAAACACACCUGAUUUAGGUAAUCAACAAUCUGCAAAGCCAGCAGGAGAUCGGUCCUCGAGGACUGGAUUUGGACACCCCUGGACUAGAGUGUGGCAUAAAGGCACCAUACUAUAGCACCAUAUCCCAGCCAGCAAGGCCAGGUUGGCCCCAUAUGGUUUAAAAGUGGGCAUCAAUUGGUUUUGUCCAUAGUUUUAGUGGUGGCCCAACCUGUGUUUGCCCACAUUGGCUAUGUUGCCCAGCGACCAGUAGUCUGGAGGGCGACCAAGCUAGCUCAGUCAGAUCCUGGGCAGAGGAGCUUUCUGCCCACUUUUAAACCAUAUGCGGCACACUUGGCCGUGUUUACUGGGAUAAUGCAUAGAACAUCAUAAGUGGAUGGAACUUAAAUAAUCCUUACUAAUAUACUUCACUUUUCACACGCACGACAAUGGUACAUUCCAUUUUUAUCACGUCCGUGGCCCUAUGAGCUUCAAGAGAACUGCAAGACACACCUCUCUACGACCUUCAUGAGCAUGGACAACCCCAAUACUCUCAGCACCCAUACAGGUCAACCUCAUACAAGUACAUUUGACCAAGGCUUAAGUAGAUAAAAGUCUUAAUACUUUCAUUCUAGAGGCAUUUUUUUAACUAUAAAUGUCCCCAAAAAAUCCUCAUUGAAAAGUUUAUAACAUACUGUAAUACUAAUAAGAUCAUUUAAAGGUAAGGAUUUUUUUCUCCAGUUAAAUUUAAGUGAUGACAGCAUUAAAAUAAGUUGUUUUAUUUUAUCAUCUGUAUUGAAACUGAUAGGACAGUUCUGUAUUUUUCUCUUGUAAAUAUGAAUUUGUUCACAGGUAAAUACAUUUUUUUCAACAAUAUAAAAAAAAAACAUAAAUUUAAUUUGAUUUUUGCUUUGGUAGAAUAAACAUUUUUUAGACACAGACCUUAAUCACAUCAUGUGCAUGUGUUUUGGGGUUACAUUUCAUGUUGUUUCUGCGUUUUUCUUCAAAUUGAAUUAGUUUUUUCAAUUUUUGGGCAGGGCAUAAACUUUAAGAUCCUCUAGCAAAUCUUUUUCUGUUGUUCCCAGACUAAACUCAAAAGCACAGUGAUGCAUCUUUUCAAUGCAAUGCCCUGUGAUUCUAAAACAGCUUUCCAGACAGCUUAAUGAAGAGAAAGUAGUAGCUUUAAAAACAGGCUUAUGUCCCUCCUUUUCAGUUAGCUUUUAACCAGUGUUUAGUUGUUUAUCCUGCUGUUUUUGAACCUUUUAUGUAUGUUCUUACAUGCUCUAAAUUAAAUAAUUGAUUGUUUUAUUUUUAUGUUGUUUGUUUGACAAUAAAUAACGUAUUCUUGUUUAUUUGUUUAUUUUUCUAUUUAAUGUAUUUUAUGUCUCAUUGUGUAUAUUUGAUCAGAGCUGUUUAAGGUCCCUGCUGUAAAAAACUUGGAUACCUGUUUUGGAAGGAUUACUGUAUUUUAUUUUUAGUUAUUUUUAUUAUUAUUAUUAUUAUUUUUUUGUUUGGGUGGGAAAAGAAGUGUAAGAAUUUUAUGCUUUGAUCUUAUUUCCGAUUUUCCCAAAUCCUGUUAAGCACUUUGUGCUACACUUUGUUGUUCAAAAAGUUGCCUAUAAAUAAAGGUUUGAAAUCUG
Oryzias melastigma (Indian medaka) is the source of this 4880-nucleotide messenger RNA. Its product is annotated as N-acetyllactosaminide beta-1,3-N-acetylglucosaminyltransferase 2. The transcript has 2 exons. Gene Ontology annotation, molecular function: hexosyltransferase activity. The record is from RefSeq and is a predicted model, not a curated record. NCBI's taxonomy places the organism in Eukaryota, Metazoa, Chordata, Actinopteri, Beloniformes, Adrianichthyidae. The coding region runs from base 408 to 1877 and encodes 489 amino acids. Gene Ontology annotation, cellular component: membrane.